Colletotrichum gloeosporioides is the source of this 1005-nucleotide messenger RNA. RefSeq lists its product as uncharacterized. The record is from RefSeq and is a predicted model, not a curated record. The transcript has 3 exons. Bases 1 to 1005 code for a protein of 334 amino acids. Lineage: Eukaryota; Fungi; Ascomycota; Sordariomycetes; Glomerellales; Glomerellaceae.
AUGUUAUUUAUCGUUCUUCUGAGCUUUUCUGCGCUGGUGAGCGCGUGUGGGCUUGCAGGACGCCAUGUGCUGGGACCACGGGACGCGUCAUCACUGCUCGCGAGCAGGGCAAGAACCGGAGACCCGCUGCAGUCUCUCCGCAUCCUGAACCCAUAUCCUGGUAUCUUCGCCUACUAUGAUGGACGGACGGGAGAACGCUUCCACUCAGAUCAGCCAAAUUGGUUGGAUGAUGGGGCGUUCACGUUGGGAGUAUCGACGUACUCCAUCAUUGAUGGCAAUGAGGCCAUCAUCUUUGACGCACACAUCACUCCCGAUCAUGCUGGCGCGGUCAUGCGUCACGUCCAGAGCCAGGGGGUAACCAAAAUGUCUGUUGUGAUAAGCCAUUUUCACAACGACCACAUUGCGGGAACAAACGUGUUCGCUCAGGGAGGGGCGACCAUUGUAGGCAACGAGAAGACGAAGCGCACUGUCGAUCGCAACUCGCAGCGUCUAGCAACUGACGAUCCACCCAUCACGGCCGUAUCACCUACGGAUCUGUACACCGACAAGAAGGAGCUGAAGGUUGGGAAUCUGACGGUUGAGCUUCACAACUUCCAAGUUCACACUCCAGAUGGAACGGUUCUAUACAUUCCAUCGAAGCAACUGCUGUUCGCUGGCGAUACUCUAGAAGAUACAGCGACAUUCAUCGCCCAACCCCGAGACCUACCAACUCAUCAGAAAGAGCUCCAGCGAAUGGCUGGCUUCCAGAUAUCAAAGAUUCUUCCAGCUCAUGGAGAACCGAACCGAAUCGCUGCAGGUGGCUACAACUCGACUUUCAUCAACGCAACGUUGCGAUACAUCGGUGUCAUGACUGAAGACGUGCCACAGCCGGCAGCCUGGACUAUGCCUCUGUCGCAAGUUGUAGCUGACGAUGUUGCCAAGGGAGAUCUGAUCUACUUCGCUCAGUACGAAGAGGUUCACAAGAGCAAUGCACAAUCAAUUCAGGAGUCUCGGCAAGGUCGCUAA